Molecule: messenger RNA, 4822 nt
Organism: Meleagris gallopavo (turkey)
Lineage: Eukaryota; Metazoa; Chordata; Aves; Galliformes; Phasianidae
Gene: MORC2
Product: MORC family CW-type zinc finger 2
Cellular component (GO): nucleus
Molecular function (GO): zinc ion binding
Source: RefSeq, a predicted model, not a curated record
UGGUCACCAAUUGUAAUGUGCUGCCUGAAAUCUUUCUCCAGGGGUUCCAUGCGGAUUGGGAAAGACUUUAUCCUGUUCACAAAGAAAAAUAACACCAUGACUUGCCUCCUCUUGUCCCGGACGUUUCAUGAGGAAGAAGGCAUUGAUGAGGUCAUUGUUCCACUGCCCACCUGGAACGUGUGGAACCGAGAGCCUGUGAGUGACAACAUGGAGAAGUUUGCUAUUGAGACAGAGCUAAUUUACAAGUAUUCCCCGUUCACAUCAGAACAGCAAGUGAUGGAGCAGUUCAAUAAGAUCCGUGGUGAGAAAGGCACCCUAGUGAUCAUCUUUAACCUCAAACUGAUGGACAACGGGGAGCCAGAGCUGGAUGUGACUUCUGACCCUCGAGACAUUCGGAUGGCAGAAACUCCUCCAGAGGGAACGAAGCCUGAGCGCCGCUCCUUCCGUGCCUAUGCUGCUGUGCUGUACAUUGAUCCCAGAAUGAGAAUCUUCAUAAAUGGACACAAGGUGCAAACCAAGAGGCUUUCCUGCUGCUUAUACAAGCCAAGGAUGUACAAAUACACUUCAAAUCGUUUCAAGACUCGUGCAGAGCAAGAGGUGAAGAAAGCAGAGCACAUGGCGAGGAUAGCGGAGGAGAAGGCUCGGGAGGCAGAGAGCAAAGCCCGUGCGUUUGAGCUGCGCCUCGGGGGAGACCUUACACGGGAGUCCAGGGUGAUGUUACGUCAGGUGCAGAACUCAGCCAUAACCAUGCGCCGGGAGGCCGACGUCAGGAAGAGGAUUAAAGAAGCAAAGCAGCGGGCACUGAAGGAACCGAAAGAACUGAAUUUUAUUUUUGGUGUGAAUAUUGAGCAGCGUGAGUUGGAUGGCAUGUUCAUUUAUAACUGCAGUCGACUGAUAAAGAUGUAUGAGAAGGUGGGCCCGCAGCUGGAGGGUGGCAUGGCGUGUGGUGGAGUAGUCGGUGUCGUGGAUGUGCCCUAUCUGGUUCUGGAGCCAACUCAUAAUAAACAAGACUUUGCUGAUGCCAAAGAAUUCCGACACUUGUUGAAGGCCAUGGGAGAGCAUUUAGCUCAGUACUGGAAGGAUGUAGCUAUAGCCCAGAAGGGUAUCAUCAAGUUCUGGGAUGAGUUUGGUUAUCUGUCAGCAAACUGGAACCAGCCUCCAUCCAGUGAACUGCGCUACAAACGCCGCAGAGCCAUGGAGAUCCCUACCACCAUCCAGUGCGAUGUAUGCUUGAAAUGGAGGACUCUCCCAUUCCAGCUGAGUUCAGUAGAGAAGAAUUACCCUGAUAGUUGGGUGUGCUCUAUGAAUCCUGAUCCUGAACAAAAUAGGUGUGAAGCUCCAGAGCAGAAGCAAAAAUUACCACUAGGAGCCUUGAAGAAAGACUCAAAAUCACAGGAGGAAAAGCAGAAACAACUGUCAGAGAAAAUCCGCCAGCAGCAGGAAAAACUGGAAGCACUGCAGAAAACCACAACGAUUCGAUCUCAAGCUGACUUAAAGAAGCUGCCUCUGGAAGUGACCACACGGCCUGCAGGGGAGAACACCCAGCCAGUGACUCGAUCUCAGCGCCCACGAUCUCCUCCCUUACCUGACGUCAUCAAGAAUGCUCCCAGCAGACCACCACCACUUACACCUCCUUUCAAGUCUGUCAGUCAGCUGAAAAAGGGUUCUUCAGCUUGGGCAAAUAUUAACACUCCCAGAUUGGCAAGCAUUCUCUCCAAGGAGGAGGCCAGCACUUCCAAGAUGCACCACAAUGCUGUGACAGCCAGAAAAUAUAACAGCACUUCAAAGACUCUUGCCAAACCAACUACACCAACCAAACCCUACUCUGCUGUCCCACAGAGCCCUAGAAGCCCACGUGAGACACCCAACUCAAAAACUGCCAAGAUGUCAACACCAAAGAAAUCUGCCACUGUCAAAUCACCUCAGCCGGACCUUGUUUGCCUCCUUCAGGCCUACACCCCCAGGAAGAGGAGUGUACACACUGUUGAGGAGUUGUCUGAGGAGGAAGUGGAAUGCAAGAAGGAGAGGACAAAACGAGGCAAAUUUGUAGCAGUGAAAGAGGAGAAGAAAGAUCCCAGUGAGGUGGUGGUAGAGCUCACAGACAGUGCAGGGGAGGAAGAUGUGGCAGAACUGAAGGAAGCUCAGAAAGACAAAGGGCUGCACGUGGAGGUCCGUGUGAACAAGGAGUGGUUCACAGGCCGUGUCACAGCUGUGGAAAUAGGCAAACGUGCCACACGCUGGAAGGUGAAGUUUGAUUAUGUUCCUACAGACACCACUCCAAGAGAUCGCUGGGUAGAAAAGGGUAGUGAGGAUGUGAGAUUGAUGAAGCCUCCCUCUCCAGAGUACCAGAGUCCAGACACACAGCAGGAAGAGGAGGUUGUUGUGGCUGAACCUUCUAUCUCAGAAUGUGUUGGAAUUGAACCAGACACUACAGGUCCUAGCAGUGGCCAAGAAACAGUAGACUUACUAGUUCAGAUCCUUCGGAAUUGUUUGCGAUACUUCUUGCCUCCAAAUUUUCCUAUUUCCAAGAAGGAGUUGAGUUCCAUGAGUUCAGAAGGAUUGCUGGCAUUUCCCUUGAAAGACUAUUUCAAACAGUACGAGAUGGGUCUGCAGAACCUGUGCAAUUCAUAUCAGAUCCGUGCUGAUGCCCGGGCCAAAGCCUUCGAAGAAAACCUGCGCAAUACUGAGAGAAAGCUGAAGGAAACAGAGGAGAAACUGCAGAAGCUGAGGACUAACAUUGUGGCUUUGCUGCAGAAGGUGCAGGAGGUGCGUGAACCACAGCACCAUGACCUUCAUCAGACCGAGGACAUUGAUAUUAAUACAGAUGAUGAACUGGAUGCAUAUAUCGAGGACUUGAUCACAAAAGGAGACUGAAUAGCCCCAUUACACAUCCUCAGGAAGUAUAGAAUUGCUGGUUACUUCAAUGGAGAUGUGGAUUCCUGCAGUAGAAGUCUAUAACAGCAGAUGAAAGAAGAGAGCUUGUAGACAGUACUGCCAUUGUUUUGGUGUACAGGUUGUUGUGACUGAAAAAGACAUUUGUGCUUUUGGCAGGAAAGUUUUUAACAUUAUAAUUCUUUGAAUUUCUUUCUUCCUUUUGUUUAUAAAUAUUUAUUUUUAAAAUAAAUGGGAACUGUGCCUGGUAUGAUGGGAGGGUUGCUGUGUGGUUUUAGUCAAGUAAAAGUGUGGGUCCCCUUUUUGCAUCUGAGGAAUAUGUUAAACCUGGAAGACCAGAAUCUCAUGCUUAGCAAGCUGUCUCAUAAGAAUCUGAUAGGAAGUUAAAACUAGGUUUUAAACAGUAGGAGAAGAGGCCAGGGCUUGAGACUUCUCUUGGUGUAGAGAAAAACAGUCAGAGACCUGAGCUACAGAGUAGGGAUCCAAACAGUCUGUGUGGAGGGGAUGCAAUUGUGAGGGUUCUCAAAGCUGAGUGUGGGGGUAGGGAUUGGCAUUUGUGCAGUUGUUGAGUGUAGGGUCUGUGUAAGCAGGUGGAGUUGUCGUGGUGCUGACAGUACAGAGGAUGAGGAUCCUUUAAAGAGAGUAUGGCUGCUCAUGUGGCUCGCAGUGAGUUGCGAUGAUCAGAGGAAGAAAGCUGGAGUUUACGUUCUUUCCUAGCAGUUAUCGCACAUUAUUGCUGCUGCUUCUUUGAGACAUAAUUGCAACAGCAGCAGAGCCCCUUGACCAGCUGAAAAUAAAGUGAUCCUAUGUUCUGUCCUGACUCCCUCAGGUUUGUGUUGCUUUGAUCCACUUGCCAUUCCAGGUAAUUUUAAUCGAAGCACUGGAACUCAGAGCCCUGAACUGCUAAUUUUUGUCUGGCCCUUGGGUCAGCAACAAGGACGUUGCCUUUCCCUUUUGCUCCAAGCUGGAGGCUGAACUGCAGCUCCUUGCAGACCACUUCUUGCACAGACCAUGUGGUUUGAGUUCAUUGGCCAGCUAUCUGCUCAGCUCUGCUCACACAAGAUGAGUACAAAUGAGUCCGUGCUCAGAAACCUCUACAGCCCAACUGCUUAAUGAGUCACAGCUGGACCAAGACGUGCCCACCUCCAGGAACACCAAAUGAACUGCACUGUUGCCAUUCCUUUAUAAGCUGAACGCAUGAUAGAUGUUGCAGGGGGGAAAGCCAGUUCAAAGUAAACAUCUGUUACUAAGCAGCUCUAAGUUCUGCAUACCACAGGAAAAAUAAAAAGCAGAAGAGAGGGAAGAUUGGUUCAUUUACCUGCAUUUCAGAACCUUGUGACAGCAUACAGUCUGAAGCCAAUUGCUUUCAUUCAGGUUGAGGAUCCUCGUGUACUUGAAGGUAAGAAGCAUCCUUCCGUAAAUGCAGGAGCAAACUCCACCAGCUUCUCAAGCUCUUCACGUGUGUUGGAGGUGUGUUAAUGGAGAUUGCACACUGCUGCUCAGGUUUAAAUUUUCUUCAUGGCAUUUCAUCUCUGUUCUCGUACCAAAUAUUUUUGAUCAAGUUAUAUUUCUUCACUGGAGUUACAUUCAUCAGCGCAGCUGAUGUGCAACUGUCUCCUCUCACCUUCAGUUCUGCUAGGAAAAGGAAGCCAAAAACUCUUAGGUGCUAAUAAAACCAUUCUCAAGACCUUCCUGCUAUUUCUUUGCAGCUGUUUCAAUUUUACUCAGAAUCAUGGAACCAUUUGAGUUGGAAGGGACCACUAAAGGCCAUCUGGUCCAACUCUACUGCACUGAACAGGGACACCCACAGCUGAUCAGGUGCUCGGAGUCCCAUCCCCUCACCUUGGGUGUCUGCAGGGACAGGGCAUCCAUGCAAGUGCAAAUACAUGUAUUUAAUAACGAGGCAGGAAAAUAAAUGCUUGAACAUCAA